UCAAUCAAUAAAUUGACAAAAUAAAAAAAUCGGCAAACAAAUCUAUAAAAACAACUAGACCUUAAUAAUUGUAAAUAAUUUACUUGAUAUAGAUACAGUUUUCAUUAGAAUUACAUGUAAACACAACUAAUAAAAUUUUCUGUAGGGUAUUUUAUUCGUGUGUGUACUCGAAUGGAAAACUUCAAUAUUUUGUCUGAUAAGCAUAGCCACGUAACUUCAACCUAGUUCUAAUCAAAUGAUUUAUCAAUGCGCUCUUCUGUGAGCUAUAUUUUGUCUCACGCUCCUGGAGAGUCGGUGAUGUCACACCCUGACUACUCGCAGCAUGCCCAGCACCAUGCUUGCCUCCUGGUGCUGGUUAAAGGCAUAGGUGGCAUGCUAAAAAACUUCAACAAACUGUGGGAUCGAAUACAAAAGGUCAAUAACAUCAAAGUUACUGAUUCAGCAGGUCAAGUAAGGGAUAUUUGGGUGCGAUAUGUCCGAGAUUAUCCUGUAGAGAACAAUGAUUGGGGUGAUUUUCAAACUCAUAGGCGCCUCCUUGGGCUUAUAACACUGAGUAAAUUCACAAACCAAGUGGAACUGAAUGAGGUAUGCCGUGUUCAUGAAUCUCUGAAAGUGAAGUACAUAAACACUCUAUAUGAUUCCCGGGCAUUUAUGUUUGGUCCAGUUAGUAAUAUGAAGAAACCAGAACAGGAACCUGAAAACUAUAGUCUAUUUGAAGAUGAUAAAGUUUUCAGGGAUGGAAGUACCAGUGAUAAGACUUCCAUGCCUAGUGAACAGUCAGAUAGUUUGUCUUCAUCUGAAAGCUUCCCACAUUCUGUCUCAUCAAACGCAUCUUGUCCAGUUCAAGAAGAGAACUUUACAACACCAUCCAAUUUCAAAACUCAUGCUAUGUUCUAUGGUGAAAAUGAUCCAGUUCCCGACUUAGAGCAAAAUGUAGCAGAUUUAAUAAAUUCCCUCUUUUGGGUUGUGGAGUCCAAAAGGUUGGAAAGGUCCAGAGAGAAACUAGAGAAGGUGUCCCUUCUUUUGGCUCCAUUUGAGAAAAAAGAUUUUGUAGGUCUUGAUAUGGAAUCUCGUAAUAAUAAAAAGCGAUGUAUGGGCCGCGUGACGAAGAAUUUAGCUGAUCUAACAUUGCAAGCAGGAUUAGUAGCUGAGAGCCUUAGCUUGUAUCACAACUCUGCAGAAAUACUCAAAUCAGUUAAUGACUGGCUUUGGUUGGCUGCAGCUAAAGAAGGACUGUGCGCAGCUUCAGCUAUACUUCUUUACCCAAACUUACGAAAUUCAGAACCUUUACAAAGAAACGCUAGUUUACAAGAAUGCUCCCCUAACAAAACCAAAUCAUUAUCUCUGUUCCAUCCGAAUAUGGAACCAUUUCGAAAAUAUAAAACUACUUCAUCGAGUCCUCUUCGAUCUUCAAAAGCUUCUAGUCCUGUCAAUCCUCCAAGUGAACUAACACCAUCAUCAUCUGAUAGUGUGGAAUCCUCAUCAAGACAAUCGGAAACUGAUAACUGUGAUACGGAAUCAUUGGCCUCCUCCAGUGAUAUUGAGUAUCAAAGCCAGAAAUCAUUUUUGAGCCCUGAUCUGCCGUCUAUUCCAAGGCAACCACCAUCACAGCUUCAAAAUCAAUAUCUUCUGAAUGGGGAGGAUAUUGCUGAGAAAUAUCGUAAAGCAAUUAUUCACUAUAGUAAAUAUCAAAAUGCUGGAAUUAUAGAGACUGAAGCGUGUUUUAAAGCAGCAAGAAUUGCUGUUGAGCAGAACAACAGUUUGCACGCAUCCAGCUUUCUCCAAAAUGUUAUUUUCAUAAAUUUGACCCUGAGUGAACAAGAGAAGAUUCAAAGAUUUGACACUCUUGCUGAACUUUAUAAAGAAAUUGGUUUUCUUCGUAAAGCAGCGUUUUGUCAGCGUUUAGCUGCAACCCGACAAGUGAGCCCUAACAAUCCAAAUCCAGACUGGCAGCGAUGCUAUUACCUCAUGCUGGACAGUUUUCCGGGACAUAAGCUGAGUCUGGAUCCUAAUUACGUUAUUCAGCAUCAAGUUGGUUGGCCUGCCCUGCAAAUUCAACUGCUUCAAGAGUUGGUAGUGGCUGCUCGAAGAAUGGGUAACCCGGCUUUGGCUACGAGACACAUGACAUUUUUAUUGCAAACAAUGUGGCCGCAUUUGUCGCGGCAAGAACAUAGAGAUUUAGCCAUACAAUUACAGGCACUAUCAGCACAGUGCGAAGGCGGGCCAGUACCUCUGGUGCUACCGACAGGUGCAGUGGUGCCGCCGGCAAGCUUGUCACAUGUGCCACAGUGUAGUAGUUUCACGCCACGCCCGCCACCACCGCCAAGAGCACCACAUCUCGUCAAAUUAAAGACUCAACAAGGGCCCUUCAUAUUCACCCCAAUACAUUUUGGCACUUUAGAACGCAAGGCUAAAAAAGAUGAGGGGAAAAUGGAGUAUCUUUGGGUGGAAGACGACAUCUGUGAGGUCCAAAUGAAACUAACAAACCCAUUACCGUUCGAGUUAAAAGUUUCGAAUAUGCGACUACUCACCUCAGGGAUAGUCUUUGAAUCUAUUCCGGAGACCAUAAUAUUAGCACCAGACACCCCUACCACUGUUAAUCUUCACGGAACACCAAAGGAAGUGGGCGAAUUGCAAAUACUAGGAUACUCAACACACACGCUUGGUGUAAAGUCUAAUUGUAGACUGAAAACUAUGCCAAUGCCAAACAAAUUCCCAGCCUUAUACACUAUCGAAGUCAUUCCUAGUCUGCCGACAAUUACUAUUGAGACUACAGUUUCAUCUGCAGGAUCUAUGAGUCUAUCCAGCCUCGAGAAUGUGGGUAGUACGACAAAUAUAACAUUACACAAUGGAGAAAGCACCGAGUGCUACAUGAAAAUUACGAAUACUAGUAAUGUGACGAUUGAAUAUCUUGAUAUUGCUAUACAGUCAAAUAUGGACAGCCAACUUCAAUCAAAGAUAUUCCAAUAUUCUAAUGGAGAUAUACAAGCUCAACUGCCGAUAGCCCCUAACGAGACUGCAACUAUCAAUAUGAAGUUAUAUGGAGAAGCCGAUUUCCUCGAUUUGGGUGGUGUUGGAGGUGAAAAUCUGUUCCCCAACAGCCUGACUUCAAAUUAUCCAUCAAGAGUUGGAUCACCGGUGCCUAAUACCCAAACAUCCCUGCCCACGCAAAGUUCCAACCCGCAAACGUCACUGAGCAGUGGUCUUAUGCCUAAUAGAACAUCUGGAAGCUUUAGAUCAACAAACUCUCACACAACUAGUUGGUCAGCGCCAAUUUCCGUUAUGCCCCCGUCUCGCGGCCGCCAAAUAGAAACUCAGGUAAUAAUAAGAUAUUCGGGCGGUGCUGGCAAGGAAAUGCACUGUCGUCAAUCGACGUUGCAAAUCAAUUUGGAAUUGUUGCCUAGUGUGUCUAUCACUCAUUGGGACGUAUUGCCAGCCGAGAUACCUUCCCAACUAUACCUAGUGUUAGACGUUACAAAUCUAACUUCGGAAGAGAUGGAUUUCCACUACGCGCCCAGUAAACACAUCCUCAUUGAGAGCAAGGAGUCGUGCAGGAUACCAGUGCCACUCGACCGGUGCCCAUUCAAUGCUACGUCCAACAAAACCGACGAUGAUUUAUUGGAAUCCAAAUCCUUAAGCACCGGCACAUCAUCAAAUAGCCUUGAAUUGAUGUGUUCAGAGCAUAUCACCAACAAUGUAGACCUACGAUGGCACCUCCUGCAGUCGGACAUCAAUGGGAAGGCGUCUGUCAAAGGCAUAACUCUGUCGCAGGCGAUGAUGGAUAUUGUUAGGAUGUCACCCUUGAAUUGGGAAGUAAGCGUCAACAAGCAAUGUAUCAAGCCACAAGAUGAAUAUAGUUGUUCAGCUGGUGAAUGCCUAUCGCUAGGUGUCGCUGUCUGGAAUCAUUUGACGCGACCGCUGCACAAGCUCUGUCUGUCUGUUCAGUUCUACCAGGAUUACAACAAUGGAGUGCUAUGUUAUAAGUUGGACAAUAGGGUUGCCACUGCUGGAAGUAAUAAAGUCGUGUUAUCAACACUAGCGGAAUCUGCGAAAGCCUACCACGAGUGCACUGUAGUAUUUCUUACGCCUGGUGAAUACAAAAUCGACAUCCAGUGUUCAACUACGGAGCCGAUACUGGACGACGUCAUCAUUAGAGAUCCGGACAACCAGCCCAUAAUACAACCAUGUACGGGCGAAGUAAGCCAUGUCUGGCGAUUCAUACCACCUGUAGCUAUAAGUGUUACUGACUAGAUACUAUUAAGAAUAUUUAUUUAUUUUUAUAUUAUAUAUCACUUUAUCGUGAAAUAUGUUAUUCCAAAAUGUAUAAUAAAAUUAAAUAUAUAAAGUCAGAUUUA
Molecule: messenger RNA, 4355 nt
Organism: Galleria mellonella (greater wax moth)
Lineage: Eukaryota; Metazoa; Arthropoda; Insecta; Lepidoptera; Pyralidae
Gene: brun
Product: protein brunelleschi
Exons: 17
Coding region: 247-4251 (1334 amino acids)
Cellular component (GO): trans-Golgi network
Source: RefSeq, a predicted model, not a curated record